This is a messenger RNA of Malaya genurostris, 1180 nucleotides long. RefSeq names its product COP9 signalosome complex subunit 6 (gene CSN6). NCBI's taxonomy places the organism in Eukaryota, Metazoa, Arthropoda, Insecta, Diptera, Culicidae. Gene Ontology annotation, biological process: protein deneddylation. Gene Ontology annotation, molecular function: metallopeptidase activity; protein binding. The coding region runs from base 117 to 1169 and encodes 350 amino acids. The record is from RefSeq and is a predicted model, not a curated record. The transcript is spliced from 3 exons. Gene Ontology annotation, cellular component: COP9 signalosome.
AGUUGUAAACGUCAAAAUAUUUGCGAUCGUCGGCAUUGUUCCGUAAUUUUGCUGCAGAAAAUAGAAUUUGGUUGACCUGUUUUUAAGUAUCACGUAAUUUACGAAGUGAUUCAGCUAUGAGCCAACCAACAGUGGAGGAGAAGAUGGACAUUGAUAAUGAAGCACAAACUAUGGCCUCAUCUACUUCCAGCGCAGGAGCUGCUGCACCAUCAGGUACACCGGCAACUUUACCUCUCAGUAAGACUCAAUCAGGCGAGUCACGUAACGUUAUGGCCGGAAGUGCUACUGUUCCAUCCGUAACCUGUUCGCUACACCCAUUGGUUAUCAUGAAUAUUUCCGACCACUGGACACGAAUCCGAGCCCAGAAAGGUUUCAAAUCACAGGUUUUUGGUGCUUUGAUAGGAAAACAAAAAGGAAGAAAUAUUGAGGUGAUGAAUUCUUUUGAAUUGAAAUUCGAGGUAGUGAACGACGAAGUACACAUUUUAAUGGAUUACUACAACGUAAAAGAGCAGCAAUAUAAGCAAGUGUUCAGUGAUUUGGAUUUUCUCGGCUGGUACACAACCGGCUCCAUACCAUCCGAGAAGCAUAUAAAUAUUCAUAAACAAAUCUGCCAGAUAAACGAGUGUCCGAUUAUGCUACUAUUGGAUCCAACUAGUCGUAAUAUGAAUCAGCUGCCGAUAUCGCUCUAUGAAUCCGUGAUCGAUAUAGUCCAGGGUGAUGCGGUGAUGUUGUUUGUUCCACUGACGUAUACCUUGGCAACUGAGGAAGCGGAGAGAAUUGGUGUUGACCAUGUCGCUCGAAUGUCAACCAACGAUUCGGACGAGAACUCUAGUGUCGCAGAACAUUUACUCGCUCAGCACAAUGCCAUCAAAAUGCUGCACUCCAGAGUGAAAAUUGUUUUGGCAUAUAUAAAAGCCGUGGAAAGCGGUCAACUAGAAGUUAAUCAAGAAAUACUUCGGGGAGCAUUUUCCCUCAGUCGUCGACUCCCGGUGAUUCAAAAUCCGGCUUUUAAAGAGGAAUUUUAUACUCAAUCGAACGAUGUUGGUCUCAUUACUUAUCUGGGAGCAUUGACCAAAGUUUCUAAUGACAUGAAUCAACUAGUAAAUAAGUUCAACGUUCUGUACGAUCGUCAGGGCAUGGGACGAAGAAUGCGAGGAUUAUUUUUUUGAGUCUUCUAUAU